UUUUGACUAAUCUAUGACUUAUUACUUUUGUAUUCUGAUAGGAACUGCAAUGGAUAACCUCAUCAACAUCCAAAAAAACCCAUCACCAUCAACCUCCAGCCUUCCUCCUCUAGAUGUCACACCACUACAAAUCGUUAGACCAUCUGAUGACUUCAACAACUACACCUAUGGUGUUGGUCCAAGUACUGCUCCAAAAAAACAAGGACGUGGUCGACCAAAGGGUUCCAAAAACUUGAGGACCCCGGUGAAGAAGCUAAAAACAGAAGAUCCAAAAAACAGAAAGGUUCUCUCUCCCCGAGACUUUGAUUCAGGGAUAACCGAAGCAGAAAGGGAAACCGGAAACCAGGAAAUAGUUGAGUUGGUUUUGAAGCGGUUUGACGCGGUAAGACGGAGAUUUUGCCAACUAAACCUCCAGAGAGACAUCCUUACAACAGCGAACGUUAAUUGUAGGAAUAUGGGGGUCCAAACUAAUAUAAGAAGGAGGAUUGGUCUUGUUCCUGGAGUACAAGUAGGUGAUAUUUUUUAUUAUUGGGGUGAAAUGUGCUUAGUCGGGCUACACAAACAAACGGUUGGCGGCAUUGAUUAUAUGACGGCUGAUGAUGGCGCAGUAGAACCUCUUGCAACAAGUGUGGUUACAUCAAGACAGUACGAUGAUGAAACCGAAGAUCUUGAAUGCUUGAUUUAUUCUGGAUAUGGCGGAGCGGAUAAGAACGGUUUACCUCGUGAUCAAACUAUGGACAGAGGAAACCUUGCACUAGAUACCAGUAGAAGAAUAGGAAAUGAUGUUAGAGUCAUCCGAGGUAGAGGCGACCCCAAUGAUGACACUAGAAAGGUAUACAUUUACGAUGGACUUUUUAUAGUUUCUGAGACGUACUUUGUGAUAGGAAAAAGCGGGCGUAAAGAGUUCAAGUUUAAAAUGGUGAGGAAACCAAACCAACCUAAUUCUGGUUAUGCAAACUGGAAAUUAGCUGAAGAAUUGAGGACGCACGACCCGAGGCAGGGUUUUAUACUUCAAGAUCUUUCUUUUGGAAAAGAGGAUUUACGAGUGCCGCUGGUUAACGAUGUAGAUGAAGAUGACAAAAAAAUUCCUGAAGAAUUUGAAUACAUCACAUCACAGGAUCACUCAAGAAUGAUGCUUGAUUUAAACAUCGAUCCCCAAGAACUUGGAUGCCAGAAUUGUGAAGAUCAGCCAUGCUUUCAUCAAAUUUGCAUGUGCAGGCAAAGAAAAAGUGGCGAGUUACCAUACCAUAACUCCAUUUUGGUUUGUCGUAAACCAUUGAUUUAUGAGUGCGGUGAAUCAUGUUUAUGCCCCAACGAUUGUAAAAACCGAUUGGUUCAAAACGGUUUGAAGUUACACAUGGAAGUGUUCAAGACGAAAAAUUGUGGUUGGGGUUUACGUUCUUGGGAUCCAAUCCGAGCCGGGACUUUUAUCUGCGAGUUUACUGGUGUGAGGAAGACAAAAGAUGAAGUGCAAGAAAACGAUAAUUUCUUGUUCGACUCAGCUCGAUUUUAUAUGAGGUUUAAGUGGAACUACGAACCUGAGCUUGUGUGUGAGGAUGUAUGGGAAAGUGUCCCUGAGGUUUUCAAUCUUACAACGCAAGUCUUGAUAAGUGCCAAGGAAAAAGGGAACGUUGCUCGAUUCAUGAAUCACAGCUGUAAGCCUAAUGUUUUCUGGCAGCCUAUUGAAUAUGAUACAUACGUUCGGAUUGGGCUUUUUGCGAUGAAGCAUAUUCCUCCAAUGACAGAGUUAACAUAUGACUAUGGAGUUUCUUCUGUAGAGCGUAUUGGAGAAGAUGAGAAUAUUUACACAGGCAAUAAGAUUUGUCUUUGUGGUUCAGUCAACUGUCGUGGUUCUUUCAGCUGA
Messenger RNA from Camelina sativa (false flax), 1864 nucleotides. The record is from RefSeq and is a predicted model, not a curated record. Lineage: Eukaryota; Viridiplantae; Streptophyta; Magnoliopsida; Brassicales; Brassicaceae.